GCGUGAAGAGGAAAAUAAAGCAAUCCGCGUUUAACUUUACUCUUCCUAACUUAGAACCCUAAUUCCAAAGUCUCUCUCCCUAAAAAUCCAAAUCAUGGAGGUUAAUAUUCUUCCUCAGGCAGUCGUAGGAAAUGUGGUUUUGUUGCAAGGUGGAGGAGCCAGAGUAACGAUUCCACCGGGUAAUGGUUUUACCAUUACUGUCAAUCCGGUGGAAUUUGCUGCCGCUGGUGCUUUAGGAGCUGGCGCUGGUGAGGGAGCUGCCAAUAACAUAGCCGCUAUCACAGCCGGUAUCCUGCAGGCUUCGGUUGACAGGCCGCUAUCUGCCACUGAGGUACUGCAUAUGCUAAGGGUCGACAACACGUUAAUGGUGCAAGACGAUUAUGCACCCGUACCUCCCGCCACAGGUCUUUUCCUCUACGACAUGGAGAUUGCAAACCGUUCAGACCACCAUCACUUCGACACCCGACCUCGCUACUACAAACAGCCUGCUCAGUUUGGAGCUGGAUUCGUGGUGAUCAAGCACCGUCGGAGGGUGGCCGUUCAUCCAGCACAUGUUGCACAUCAGAGAGUUGUGUGCCGGAGAUAUUUGAUACUAGGAGAUCCACGUGUCCUCUUUCACUACCUUGAAGAGCAUGUAGAUGAUGCAUUUGUAGAGGAGGAGGAACCAGCCAUCCCAUUUGACCCAGUGGUACCACUCCUCAUAUAGGGUGGUUUCCAGUUUAAAAUUUCUUUGUUUAAAAAGUUCGGUCAUAAUGAAGUCUUGGUGGGAUAUUGGUUUUUAUGCUUAUUCAAUUUUCUUUGAUAAAGAAUUUUUGUAACAAAAUGUAGCUGGAAAUUGUUUUCACUUUUCCGGUUCGAGAUC
Molecule: messenger RNA, 862 nt
Organism: Raphanus sativus (radish)
Lineage: Eukaryota; Viridiplantae; Streptophyta; Magnoliopsida; Brassicales; Brassicaceae
Exons: 3
Coding region: 95-706 (203 amino acids)
Source: RefSeq, a predicted model, not a curated record